ACCAAAGAAUGAAUCAAGAAAUAAUGAUUAUUACUGAUCAUUACAUAGUUGUUACUAGAAAUAAUUUUGUUAUGUAGAGAAGAGGAGUGUUAGAGUGGUCCCCUCCAGGUUUCAAAUAUGCUAGGCUUGCCACUAACUACAAGUGUUGCCCAAAGGGCACGGUCACUGUCUCUGUUGCCCAGGCUCACUGUAAACCAAUCACAUUCUCUUGUGAUCCUGUUCUCUUUUCUUUCCUUGCCAUUCUUAACAAACCCAGUAGUCAAUGCAGUUCAACUCAUCUUUAAUCCAUGUUCUUCUGGUCAUCUACUUCCCAGUCUAUCACUUUCUUUACCUGGCUCCUUUAAAAAAGUUUUCACUUCUCUUCUUAAAUUGUCUAUGCUAUUAUUUUCAUCUGUGGAUUGAUAAGUCUCAAAUUUAUAUCUUCAACUCUCACCUUUCCCCCAGACCCCAGAAGUAUAUACCCAACUCCCAUGCCACCGCUCCACCUGGAUGUCUAAUAGGCAUAUUAAAUUGACCAUGAUCAAAUAUGAUUUAAUGUUCUUGCCAUUAUCCAUGCUUUCCCCAGGGGUCCCCAUUUUAGUAAAUGGCAUCACUCUUCAACAAGUCAUUCAGAAUAUAACCUUGACCUUUCCCUACUCUAUUCCUCCUUUGCCCCACACCCAGUGCAUCAGUAAACCCUAAGAGGCUCCACCUGCUAUAUAUAACCAAAGUCUACCCAGCUCUCACUCCUUCCUUUACUGCCAUCUGAGAUCUGGAACUCUACAAGAGCUUGCUAUUUGGUUUCCUUGCUUACCUAUUUUCUUCCACAGCAGUGGCCUUAGUAAGAUUUAUAAAAUAUAAGUGAUCUUAUAUAAAUAAGUCAUAUCAUCCCUAAGCAAAAUGCUCCAGUAAUUUCUCAUCAAAUUUGCAAUAAACCCAGAACCCUUAUGUUGGUUGAUAAGUGCUCUAUAACCAGCCUGGCGCCAGUUGUGUUUUUGACCACUUUUCUCACUUCUCUUGCCUUUACUCACUUUGCUCUCUUCAGACACACUGCUUUUGUUGUAUUCCUUCAACACACCAACCACCCACCCCCCUGCCUUAGGCUCUUUAUACUUGCUGGCCCUUAGCCCAAAACAUUUGUCCCAGCUUUUUCUAUGGCUUACCCCACACGUCUGCAGCUCAUUGCUUAUAAGUCAUCUUUUCUGAGGUGUCUUCCCUGAACACAUUGCAUUAUAUACAACACAGAAGCACAUCCAACUGCCUUGCCUUCAUUUCUUUCCUUCAGGGAAUUUUUCAAUAUCUGACAUAUUGUAUAGUUAUCUUACACCUUAGAGUGUAGUCUCAAGAGGGCAAAAACCUUGCCUGCAUUGCCCACUGCUGAGUCACCAGAACUAGAAUUAGUAUAGAGAAGCUCUAUAGUUGUUGAAUUAACAAAUGAACUAAUCUACCCAACUUUUAUACCAAAUCCAAGCCUGUGCUCUUUUGUGUUCUGUAUUAUUCCUUUAUUUCCUCAACUCUUAUCAGUGAAUUAAGGAAGCAUCCUUGCCUUUUUGCUGGCACCAUUGAGCCCCAUCCUCGAAGUUUCCUGAGAGAGAUAUGUAGAAGUAGCUGUUCCUCGGGGGGCAUCUUUAGGAAAAGGGACAGUGAGGCUGGUCACAGCAGAAGUAGAUCCAGGCUUUCCCACCUGACAGCCUCCAAUAGUGGUCAUCCAACAGCCAUUCUCUGCUACUUCAUCUAGCUUUUGAAUCAUGGGAUUCAAUCCUGGUGACCAUGUGCUCCACUGUGGAGACUGUAUCAUAUAUAGGUCCAAUGGUCUAAAAUAAGGGAUUGUAGAGAUCUACUUAAUUUCUCAGCCACUAAUGAUGUAAAAGGAGGUCAUAUGACCCAGAACUGAACAAUGAAAUACAAGGGGAAAUCUGCUUGAGUUUCUAGGGGAAAAUUUGCUUCUAAAACAGAAAGGCAAAGCCUCCCAAAGAGAAUGGUUUUACCCCGACCUCCCUUCCUGUGGGGAAUAAGCUUAGGAAUUCCCUGAGCUUGCACCAAUGGGUUAACAAGGCAUAAAGAAAUAGAAAGCCACAGGAUGAAUGCGUCCAAGAUUAGGUAAACAAGAUUAGGUAAACAGGGCAAAGGCCCUCAGUAUAGGACAAAGGUAUAGGAAUAGGAAAUCUCAGGAUGAAAACAUCCAAGAUUAGGUAAACAAGAUUAGGUUUUCAGGGCAGAAGUGCCACCCAAUUUAGUACAAUAGCAGAAAGUUGCUUUCGAAGGAAGGAAGGAAGGAAGGAAGGAAGGAAGGAAGGAAGGAAGGAAGGAAGGAAGGACAAAAACAAGUAAACAGGACUCCCCUUGGCAGAGAACCAGAACAAAGGCAGCUGUUGCUUAUCAUGGAUGCACUGACGUUUAUCACAGUUGUGUGUCACACUCAAGCAAGCAGUUCUUUGAAAGUGUACUGGGGAGUGUGUUUGUUUGUCUGUGCUUUCUUAUGUGUUGAGGGGUGCCUAAGUCAGUUACCAUAAGGUGUAAAACAUCCUUUCCUGGCCAGUCUUUGUAGACCUCUUCUGAACUCAUCUGUGAGUUAAUUUGCUCUGCAGCCACCCUCCCUGGUUCUUCAAACAGCUUGGAGAGAUCCAGAGUCUUCCAUACUGGCACUGAUUUUCUCCUAUCUGUUCUCUCUUGAGACUGUUCACGUGUUCCCUUCCUUCUCGACCAUACUGGAGCUCAGAGAUCUCAGCUUUCUAUCUUUCCUCCCAGCCCCAGGACAUUGCUGUUCUACAGGAUGAAGUUUACGUCUUACUUCCUUCUCAUUCUCAUCCUCCUUCUCCAGCUGAUGAUCCCAAGGUAUGCUCAGUGUUCCUUGGACUCCAUCAUGGAUACAAAGAUAAAGGAAGCUCUCACUGGCUUAGGUAACUCAAAGAAGAUUUCAUGUACCAGUAUCUUUAACUCAGGCAGACUGUCUUCCUGCCCUGCAGGAAUGGUUGUCACCAGCUGUGCUUGUGGCUAUGGCUGUGGUUCCUGGGAUAUCCAGGGAGAAACCACAUGCCAAUGCCAGUGCAGCACUAUAGACUGGACCACUUCCCGCUGCUGCCACCUGACCUGAGGGGGAGGAGGAUGAGAACCCAACUGUGUGACCAUCACAGUAAUGAAACCACACAUCAAACAGGAAACCUGACUCAAACUGUCCCUUUCAUUUGUUACAGCCUGCUUCUUGGGUAGUAAAGACAACUCUUUGCAUCUCUCUGUGUUUGUAUUUUUGAUAUUACUGCCCUGGGCUUAGAAUUCCUCUAGCCAGAAAAUUUGUCCAGCGUCCCAAUUACUCCAUCUCAGCAAGGAUUAGUAAAAAUAUGGGGAGACUGGGGAAAUUUGAGAUUAAUAUUCCAGCCUCCUAGUUCCCUCAUUGUUUAACAAAAGGACAAUGAUUAUGCCAGACAUUUUGCUUGGCACAGAGAAAGUAAAUAACAUGCAUGCUCCUAUGAGGCUCACUGAAUAAAAGAGUGUGGGUUCCAAACUAAGUGCAGGCAGAUUUUCCAAG
Molecule: messenger RNA, 3505 nt
Organism: Neofelis nebulosa (Clouded leopard)
Lineage: Eukaryota; Metazoa; Chordata; Mammalia; Carnivora; Felidae
Gene: RETNLB
Product: resistin like beta
Exons: 3
Coding region: 2753-3073 (106 amino acids)
Cellular component (GO): extracellular region
Molecular function (GO): hormone activity
Source: RefSeq, a predicted model, not a curated record